AUGACUAUCGUUUUCUCAAUUCUGCGAAAUAUCGCCCUCACGUUUCUUCUCUGGUUCUCGCAGGUGCUCCCGCCACCUGCGGGUGCCCUUAAUCCCCUUGCACCUCUUCCCGCGUUCGACGUCUUCGUUGUCGACCAGCAGUCCGUCUGCGUACCGUUUCUCCGCCUCUUGACUGGCACGCCCGUCGUGUUCUACUGCCACUUCCCCGACAAGCUACUGAGUGGAGGCUGGCAGAUCACCUUCGGUGACGAAGUCAACCUCUCACGAAACUCUGGUGGCCUGCUGAAGAAGGCGUAUCGCUGGCCGAUCGACACUCUUGAGGAGUGGACGACUGCGGACGUGAUCCUCGCCAACUCCAAGUUCACGUCGAGGGUGUACUCGGCGGCUUUCUCCUCCCUGAGGAAACGCCAGCCGAGCGUCGUGUAUCCUUGCAUUGACGUUGACGCGUAUCAGGGCUCCUCGGUGCGGAAGGGCAAGGCGAAGGCGGAGGACGGCGUCGACCUCGUCGUUUCCGAGCGCCCCACGGUCAUCAGUUUCAACCGCUUCGAGGCGAAGAAGAAUGUCGCUCUUGCAAUCGAGUCAUUUGCCGAUCUGAAGCACAGUGGUCUGAUCCCCGAGGGCCUUUCGCGUGACCUGCGCUUCGUUGUUGGAGGAGGGUACGACUCCGAGCAGACCGACAACGUGGAGACGCUGCGCGCGAAUCAGGCGCUGUGCGAGAAGCUGGGUCUGUCGUACCACACGCUGUGGACGACUACGGACGAGCCUGCGCCUGAAGGGACCGACGUGCUCUUCGUGCUCAACUUCAGCACGGCGCAGCGCAGUGCUCUGCUUCUGAGUCCGCACACGCUCGCGCUCCUGUACACGCCGACGAACGAGCACUUCGGCAUUGUGCCGAUCGAGGCGAUGGCAUGUGGUCUCCCCGUACUCGCAUGCAACACGGGCGGCCCAACCGAGACUGUUGUCGACUUCUGGGAAGGCGCCACGGGUUUCCUCCGUGCCCCGAAGUUUGAGGAAUGGGCGCCCGCGCUCGCACGCCUCGUCAGUCUCAGCGACGACGAGAGGAGAACUUUCAGCGCCGCCGCUAAGAAACGCGUCAGGGAACAGUUCUCCUUGGAAACCCUCGGACGGGAGAUGGACCUCGCGUGCCGCGAGGCCGUCAAGCUCGGCAACCCCCAAAUUGCCAUUGGGAACCGCCUCAUCAAGUAUGGCCUCACGCUCAUUGUCCUCUCGCUCGGCGGCCUGUUCGUCGCGCUCAAGUUCGCUAGCCCAUAG
This is a messenger RNA of Trichosporon asahii var. asahii CBS 2479, 1272 nucleotides long. RefSeq names its product glycolipid mannosyltransferase. Bases 1 to 1272 code for a protein of 423 amino acids. The transcript has 3 exons. Lineage: Eukaryota; Fungi; Basidiomycota; Tremellomycetes; Trichosporonales; Trichosporonaceae. Gene Ontology annotation, molecular function: GDP-Man:Man(1)GlcNAc(2)-PP-Dol alpha-1,3-mannosyltransferase activity; alpha-1,3-mannosyltransferase activity. The record is from RefSeq and is a predicted model, not a curated record.